Molecule: messenger RNA, 576 nt
Organism: Miniopterus natalensis
Lineage: Eukaryota; Metazoa; Chordata; Mammalia; Chiroptera; Miniopteridae
Gene: DNAJC5G
Product: DnaJ heat shock protein family (Hsp40) member C5 gamma
Source: RefSeq, a predicted model, not a curated record
AUGAGUCAUGUGGAGGAAGCAGCCCGCCGGCUGUCCAAAACUGGGACAAGCCUCUACGCAGUGCUGGAGCUUAAGAAGGGUGCCUCGCCUGAGGAAGUCAAAAAGGCCUACAGCUACUCCCUAUUCUCUCCCCUCCCCCCUUUUGGGUAUUGCCUGGGUAGGAGACUGGCCUUGAAGUAUCAUCCAGACAAGAAUCCAGGGGACCCUCAAGCAGCAGAAAUAUUCAAAGAGAUCAACACAGCCCACUCUAUACUGAGUGACCAUAAGAAGCGGAAAAUCUACGACCGGCAUGGCUCACUGGGAAUAUAUUUAUAUGAUCACUUAGGCGAAGACGGCGUCAAAUACUAUUUUAUAAUGAAUAGUUGUUGGUUCAAGACACUUGUCCUCCUGUGUGUUCUGCUGACCUGCUGCUGCUGUUGCUGCUGCUGCUGCUUUUGCUGUGGAACACUGAAGCCGCCACCUGAGGAGGUGGCAAGGAGAAAAUACCAGCAGAACGUCCAUACUCAGCCUCCGAGAGCAGGAAACAGAGAAAAUUUUAGAAGCGGGGGAGAUGAUUCUAGUGACGAUGAUGGUUAA